UAAUUCUCCUCUUCCUCCGCUUUCAACGACUUCAAACUUCUUGGACUACCCCACUUCACACCUUUCACUUGAUGCAUCAGUCUAUCUAGUCUAUCCAAUAGAUUAUGUUUUGGACUGUCAAUCGUACUUCUCAACUAUAUCAGCAUCGCUCCGAGUCCUAGAUCUACAUCACGACUUCUCUCUCACUGACAUAGAUCCCUCGUUGUCAAUCAACCGGGUCAGUAGACCAACAAGGACAGAAGGAAACAAACAAAACAGAAGACAAGAGAGAAAGAAAAGAAUCAUGCCGGGCCGUCUCCUGCCCAGCUUUGUUCGCCCCUCCGUCUCUCACCACAUCUCAUUCUCUUCUCGUACCAACUCCAACGCCUCCUCUUCCUCCUCCGUUAACGAGAUCCCUCACGAUUCGCUGCCCUCCGGCAAGAAAUCCGCCGCUCACAUGUUGGCGGACCGAGCCCGCUCGCCUGAGCGACGCCUCUCUCUCGCCGUCGAGCAUCUGAUUCACCCCCAUCGGGACCACAGUAAGGACAAGCGUCGCGGCCUCUCUCGAUCUGCGCGCUCCAAGGAUCGCGCAGCGGCCGAGGAGAAGGUAGCGGCGGCCAAGUUGGAUGUCAUCGUCGAGUCCCCCCCGCUGGUCUGCUAUGGAGCGCCGUCGAACUCCACCGGCGCCCUGUUCUCGGGCCGUCUGAAAAUCACCGUCGCCGACACCGCUGGCACCCUGACGCUAGACCAGUUCGAGAUGCGCCUGAUGAGCAAGAUGACCACCAAGAAGCCGGUCUCGCGCGAUUGCCGCAACUGUGCCUCCCGCACUGACGAACUCAACCACUGGACCUUUCUCACUGAGCCGCUGGCCCUCAAGUCCGGCCCCCACGAGUUCCCCUUCAGCUACCUCUUCCCCGGUCACCUGCCCGCCUCGUGCAAUGGCUCCCUCGGUCAGAUUGAAUAUACUCUCGCCGCCAAGGCCCGCGACGUCUCCGGUGAGGAGUACACCUUCCAGAUGCCCCUCCACAUCCGCCGCGCCAUCCUCCCCGGCAACGACAAGUCCUCCAUCCGCAUCUUCCCCCCCACCAACCUCACCGGCCGCAUCGUUCUCCCCUCCGUCGUUCACCCGAUCGGCACCUUCCCCGUCCAGAUGACUCUCAGCGGCGUCGUCGACAAGGGCGAGGAGACCCAGACCCGCUGGCGCCUGCGCAAGAUGAUGUGGCGCAUCGAGGAGCACCAGAAAAUCAUCUCCCCGGCUUGCCCUAAGCACGCUCACAAGAUUGGCGGCGAGGGCAAGGGCGUCCUCCACCAGGAGACUCGCGUCAUCGGCCACCACGAGGAGAAGGACGGGUGGAAGACCGACUUCGACACCGCCGGCGGUGAGAUCACCUGCGAGUUCGAGGCCAGCAUCAACCCCAACGCCAAGCCUGUCUGCGACCUCGACGCCCCGGGUGGCCUUGAGGCCCGCCACAACCUCGUCAUCGAGCUGAUCGUUGCCGAGGAGUUCUGCCCCAACCGCAACCCGCGCCUCGUCACCCCGACGGGCGCCGCCCGCGUCCUCCGCAUGCAGUUCCACCUGCACGUCACCGAGCGCAGCGGCCUCGGCAUCAGCUGGGACGAGGAGAUGCCCCCGGUGUACGAGGAUGUGCCAGCGAGUCCCCCGGGCUACGCCAUGCUCGACGGCGGCAGCGCUAUGGAAGACUACCACGGGUCGCCGCUGGCGUUGCCGGAGUACGCAGAUCUGGAGCGGAUGGACUCCUUGCGUCUGGACAGUGCGUCCUCCCGCAGCGGGUCGAUGCACUCGGGCCGCGGCCGCGCCUUGACGACAGACGAUCUGACGGCCGAGCCAGACUCGAGCUCGUGAGCCAAGAUACAAUUCCUUUACGACGUUACGCUAUCUAUUCUUCACUCAUCUUAUUUUACGACCGACACGACUUCUAGACCCGCAAAGACUUAAUGGACAGUUCGUCCCUGAAGACGACUGAGGACAUACCUAAAUUGUUACACAAUAAUAAUGACCGCUUUGGCUCUUCCCAGCGUGAACAAUUGCGAAGAAAAACGUGGGAAAAAAAAAAAAAAAAAAAAAAAUUGAAAGGGAGAAAAAAGUUUACUCUACAGGGGAGGAUCAUGACCUACUGACUUGAUAUGAUACCCAUACCCGCAUCGCGUUUUUACGCUUUUUCUUAUUUUACAUGUUUUUUAAUUUUUCAGAUGUAUCUAGUUAAUACCCGAAUUUUAUGAUGGUAAUUCAAUCAGUCAUUCAA
This is a messenger RNA of Aspergillus candidus, 2243 nucleotides long. RefSeq names its product alpha-arrestin. The record is from RefSeq and is a predicted model, not a curated record. The transcript has a single exon. NCBI's taxonomy places the organism in Eukaryota, Fungi, Ascomycota, Eurotiomycetes, Eurotiales, Aspergillaceae. Bases 284 to 1843 code for a protein of 519 amino acids.